Molecule: messenger RNA, 4401 nt
Organism: Batrachochytrium dendrobatidis JAM81
Lineage: Eukaryota; Fungi; Chytridiomycota; Chytridiomycetes; Rhizophydiales
Product: lysophospholipase
Exons: 5
Coding region: 1-4401 (1466 amino acids)
Biological process (GO): phosphatidylcholine metabolic process
Cellular component (GO): endoplasmic reticulum
Molecular function (GO): phosphatidylcholine lysophospholipase A1 activity
Source: RefSeq, a predicted model, not a curated record
AUGGUCAAUGAACCAUUAGACUCACAAUCAACCACUACUGUCACAGCUCAACCCAUUAUCAGUAUUGGAAAACCGAGCGACGACCAUGACACUCAGACCUCUGCCUUGAGCGACACUGCUACCAUUGUUGCUUUGAUUCUUCGUUUAAUAUUCGGUCAUACUCCUUGGCUAGUGUAUCGCUUUUUGUCCUACACCGUCACUGCUACCAUUACUCUGGAUCUAUGGUCGGUUCUUGGCCUUCUUUCUUUAAUCUCUCUCGUCGUUUAUCUUCUGAUUCGUUAUCGUCUGCUCAACACUUACACUCAUCUUAAAACCCCUGCUCCCAUUGCUCCGCGUGCACCAUUCGAUCUUCAACCCGAUGCUACGCUGGACGACGACACGGAUCUCAACAAGGGUUAUCCAGAUGAAUUUAUGAAUGCCUUUCUCUCUUCUAUUAAAGUGUUUGGAUAUCUUGACAAACCUGUUUUUCACGAACUUGCUCGUCAUCUACAAACUCGCAAGCUAAAGACUGGCGAAAUCCUUUUUGACGAGGACUCGGAAGAUCGCGACUUUUAUGUCGUUGUUGACGGCUGUGUUCAGAUUUAUUUAAAAGGCAAUUCUAAUGCUCUUGCUAGACAUAGUUUGGGUAGUAACAACUUUGAAGAUCGAUCCGACUCUGAUGAUCCCGAGGAUGAAUUCAGUGGUCAUCAUUUGCUGAACGAAGUCAAGGCUGGCGAAACCGUCUCUAGUUUGUUUACCAUCCUAUCGCUGUUUACUGAAGACUUUGAGCUUUCAACACUGAUGCAGCCUCAUUCUGCUGCCACAAAUUUAAACGAAUCUCAUGGAACUUCCUUUUCCAGUAAACAUUCUGGUUUCCCCCAAGCUCAAUCACCUGCGUUUUCUACACAACUUGACAGUGAUGAAUCUGCUUGGCUCAGAUUUAACCAUUUACAACAGGAUAGUAGUAUUGAUUCAACUCCUACUCCAGAAACUGCUCAUCCUGAUGCCAAACCUCCUCACGGCUUGGAUGGCUCGGAAGAUCAUAAACAUUUUACUCAUCCCACUAGCGGCAAUCAUAUUCCCAAACGUAAACAUCGGUCGGUUCAUCCAGGAAUAAUUACGCGCGCAUCUUCUCCAACCACCCUCGCAGUGAUCCCUGCUCAGGCUUUUCGAAAGCUAACUGAGAAAUUUCCCAAUGCUGCAGCUCAUAUCGUACAAGUCAUUCUUACUAGAUUCCAACGUGUUACGUUUCUUACUCUGUAUCGGUACCUGGGAUUAUCCAAGGAGCUGUUGAAAAUUGAGCGUCAGGUUAAUCAGUUUUCUGGUUAUGGAUUACCAACAGAUUUGUUUCCUCCAGAAAUUUUGCAUGACUUGAGACUAAGAACGAUUCGAAAAAGAAGAGGGAUCAAUAACACUUUUGUUACAAACGAAGUUGAUUCUAGCAAUGGUAAUGAAGUAGAUCGACGCAUGAGUGAAAUGCCCGGGUCGCGAGGUACAUACAAUGUGAAUGACGAUACUGCAUCAUUGACAAUAUCUAUGGGGUUGACCCAUUCACAACAACGCAAUCAUCGUCGUGCUCACAGAAACGUAGUAGAAAUCAACGAGUACAAUAAUACUGCAGAUAGUUCAGAAAAUGAUACUGCUGGUCCUGCCAAACCACCCAGAAAACCAAAUGCCAAGUCGUCAUAUCGACCCACACGUUUGAAUGAUGAGGCGGAUGGACCCAUUAAAGAAGCUGUUUUCAAAUGUAUUGCUCAGCUGAUUGGUAUGCGACCGUAUUCGGGCCCUCCAGGUCAUUCAAAUUUGGCUCCUAUGACGGAUCGCCUGUAUUACUCACGCUCUCGUACCAGCUGGAAACCUACAUCCUCAACGGUUUUUUCAAUCGGCUCCGCACGUGCAUCUCAUCCAAAAACUCCAGAUGAAACCACAUCACCAAGCAAUUCUACUGGAAACUUUUCCAUUGACUCGUCUGAUCAGGUAGAGAUUGAUAUCAUGUACUUUGAACACGGACAAACACUUGUCAAGGAAGGAGAACGCGGUGCUGGUUUGUAUUUUGUGCUGGACGGUGUGUUGGAAGCAUCCAUGUCUACGUCAAAUAGCCAGUUGUUUCCUAUUCGCACUGGCGAUGCAAGUCAAAAUAGUAAUCCAUCUAGUCGAGGAAAAUCUCGUCGCAAUCUAUUUUUGAUUCACCCUGGUGGUCUUGCAGGAUACUUGGCUGCAUUAACUGGACAGACUUCGUUUGUCACUAUCAAGGCAAAAACAGAUGCGCAUGUUGGAUUUAUGUCUAAACAGGUUUUGGACAAAUACGUUGAACGAUUUCCUGAUAUCUUGUUGUGCUUGGCUAAACGGUUAGUGAACCAGCUUUCACCACUUGUAUUGCAUAUUGAUGUUGCAUUGGAGUGGGGACAGGUCAAUGCAGGGCAGGUUUUAUGUCGUCAAGGCGAGCCGUCAACUUCGAUCUAUAUUGUACUUACUGGCCGUCUGCGUGCUAUUGUAGAGCGAUCGCGUAAUGGUAUCGAGUCAUUAGAUAUUCUGGGCGAAUAUGGUCAAUUGGAAUCUGUAGGUGAAAUGGAAGUACUGAUGGAUGCUCCACGUACAGCCACGAUUCAUGCUAUUCGUGACACCGAGGUAGCCAUCAUGCCCAAAACUUUAUUUAAUGCUCUUGCUAUUGGACACCCCGAAAUUACAAUUUCUAUUGCACGUAUUAUUGCAGCGAGAUCAACUCAGUCUUUUCUUGGAAAAAUGGGUCCUGGCCAGCAACCAUCCUUUAAUAUGCGUGGUAGUCCUGAUUCUGGAAACAACAAUGUCAAUCUUAAAACGGUUGCCAUUUUGCCUGUAACGUCGAUUGUUCCUGUUUUUGAGUUUGCCGACCACAUUCGUGAUGCUUUACAGCUUAUUGGCGCAUCGGUAGCAUUUUUGAAUACUGCAUCUGUGAUGCGAGAGCUUGGCAAACAUGCCUUUACCCGUUUAGGACGUCUCAAGCUUAUGAGCUGGCUGAGCGAGCAAGAAGAAUCGCAUCGACUUGUCCUCUAUGUUGCUGAUGGGGGUGUAAGUUCUCCAUGGACACAGCGAUGCGUUCGUCAAGCAGAUUGUAUCCUUCUUGUUGGUCUUGGUGACGAAGAUCCUGGCAUUGGUGAAUUUGAGCGACUUUUGAUUGGCAUGAAAACUACUGCCAGAAAAGAGCUUGUGCUCCUUCAUAACCAACGUGCAUGCAUUCCUGGAUCCACUGCACAGUGGCUAAAAAAUCGAGUAUGGGUACAUGCUCAUCAUCAUGUUCAGAUGAAUCUAAACACUCCAAAACUUCUCAACAAAACCACCCAAAAACAACUCACACUUAUUAAUCUUAAAUCGCAUUUCCAAAGAGUGUAUACGAGCAUGUAUCCUAUGAAUAGCACGGGGAAGAAAUCAUCAGCACCAAAUAUUUAUUCUGGAGUAAGAUCAGAUUUUGCCCGAUUGGCUCGAAGACUUUUGUCCAAAUCGAUUGGGUUGGUGCUGGGUGGAGGUGGAGCAAGAGGGUUUGCGCAUAUUGGAGUGAUUCGAGCAUUUGAAGAGGCUGGAAUUCCAGUAGACAUGAUUGGUGGAACAAGUAUGGGCAGUUUUGUCGGAGGUUGUUAUGCUAGAGAAAAUGAUCAUGUCAGUGUUUAUGGCAGAGCAAAAAUGCUUGGCGGGAGAUUAGGUUCUACUUGGAGGUCACUCAUUGAUCUAACCUAUCCCAUCACUGCAAUUUUCACAGGCAAGUCAUUCUGUCAUGAGUUUAAUCGCGGUAUCUGGAAAGUGUUUUCUGACACACAAAUUGAAGACUGUUGGAUUUCGUAUUUUGCAGUUACAACUAAUCUUAAUUGGAGUCGAAUGGAAGUUCAUCAAACAGGUUACAUGUGGCGAUACAUUCGAGCAUCCAUGUCACUUUCUGGCUAUCUUCCACCGCUUUGUGAUCACGGCAGUAUGCUCCUGGAUGGUGGAUACAUCAACAAUUUACCAGCGGACAUUAUGCAUUCUUUAGGCGCACACACGAUUAUUGCUGUUGAUGUAAGUCUUGCUGAUGACACAUCACCCGUGAGUUAUGGCGACUCGGUAUCGGGAUGGUGGAUGUUACUCAGCAAACUCAAUCCAUUCCCACAAUCCUACUCGUUUCGUCCACCUGAAAUUGCUGAUAUACAAUCUCGUCUUACGUACAUUUCAUCGGUGAAACAACUCGAGGAUGCCAAACGUAUCGAUGGGUGUUUAUACAUUCAUCCGCCCGUUGCAGCAUAUACGGCAAUGGAUUUCAAAAAGUUUAAAGAAAUUGUCGAGGUUGGAUACAAGUUUGGACAAACGGUUGUGCAAGAAUGGCACAAUAAUGGAACGCUGCAGCGACAGCUGGGUGUUACGUUGGCUGAUUCUGUUGAAAGGAAACUACGUGGUGGUCGUCGUGCCUCUAUUUAA